UUCACCUGGGCUGUGAUUGUUUUUAAAUUCACUAAAAAUUAUAUUCAGUACUUACACUUACCUUAAUAUUUUUAUAACUUAGUUAAAGCAUUUUGCAAGCUGAUAUGCCAUUGGGCGGUUUAGUAGAAGUAAGAUCAAACGCCUUGCGCUCAGAAUGCCAGGCGCAAAAUAUGAACAGCUGUCGAUAAAAAAUGAUUCCGAAGAAGACGUGUUUACCAGCAAAACAAAAGGAAAAUGGUCAGAUGUAUGCUUUCAAAAAGGCCUUCUUUCGUUAGGCUUAAUAUUACUGUAUUUCUCAUUGUCUAUCGGACUAACUUUCUACCAAAGAUGGCUUUUAAAGGAGUUUCACUACCCCUUGACUGUGGUUAUGUACCAUUUGGUUGUGAAAUGGAUGCUCUCAGUUUUGGUACGGAUGGUACUGUAUUUAAUAACUGGAAAACCUCAGUUAAUGCUGCAGUUUGUAACAUGUUUGCGGUCUGUUGGACCUACAGGUCUUGCUAGCGGGAUAGAUGUUGGUUUUUCGAAUUGGGGUCUAGAACUUGUGACAAUUUCGCUUUACACUAUGACCAAAUCUACAACAAUUAUUUUUAUUCUGGGAUUUGCCAUAGUUCUGGGACUAGAGAAAAAGUCAUGGUCAUUAGUUGGAAUCGUCCUCAUGAUAUCAGCUGGACUGAUCAUGUUUACUUACAAAGCGACACAGUUCAACCUUCUCGGUUUCAACUUGCUGCUGCUCGCAUCUUUUGCUGCUGGUCUUAGGUGGACGUUUGCACAAUUGCUAAUGCAGAAAUCGAAAUUGGGUCUGCAUAAUCCAGUAGAUAUGGUGUUUCAUGUACAACCGUGGAUGUUCCUGUCGUUACUUCCUUUCAUGAUUAUGUUUGAAGGAUUCAAGUGUAUCGAUUACGUGCUGAGAUUACCGCAAGAGGAGUUAAUGCCGACCUUACUGAAAGUGUCUGUUGGGGCAACGAUAGCUUUCGCGAUGGAGAUAAGCGAGUUCUUGGUCGUUACUUACACAUCUAGUCUGACGUUGUCCAUCGCGGGAAUAUUUAAGGAAAUGUGCAUUCUAGUGUUAGCAGUGGAGGUUAGCGGCGAUUUACUUAGCUCCGUCAACGUAGUCGGCCUGGCGUUGUGUCUAUUGGGCAUCAUUGGCCACAUAGUCCACAAGAUUCUGUUCAUAAAGUCGGUCGCUGGGACAGUGCAUGCAAUCGAUUUUGAAGAUAAUACAGACAGACCACGCAAACCAAAAUCCAAGGAAGAACACCAUGAGCCUUUACUGGAAACUCAUAAAUGGCAGAACGCGGCGAGCGAAGACAGUGAUUUCGAUUCCAACGUUGUCUUAUUCGAAGUGUUGCAAAGGAGGGAUGGUAGAUAGAGUGUUAAGCGUUCCCCACACUAAGGCGGUUGCGGUUGCGGUCAGUUGUGGCAGGAAGUAGUAUAUACUGUACGGAAAACUUCAAAUACGCGCGGUCAGGAUGCACGUACUACAUGCGGCCCCACCUAAUGACGCCUACCUUCCAACUAUGUAUAUG
This is a messenger RNA of Pararge aegeria (speckled wood butterfly), 1526 nucleotides long. Its product is annotated as solute carrier family 35 member C2. The record is from RefSeq and is a predicted model, not a curated record. Gene Ontology annotation, cellular component: cis-Golgi network; endoplasmic reticulum-Golgi intermediate compartment; Golgi apparatus. Gene Ontology annotation, biological process: UDP-glucose transmembrane transport. NCBI's taxonomy places the organism in Eukaryota, Metazoa, Arthropoda, Insecta, Lepidoptera, Nymphalidae. Gene Ontology annotation, molecular function: antiporter activity. The transcript has 6 exons. The coding region runs from base 155 to 1369 and encodes 404 amino acids.